This is a messenger RNA of Linum tenue, 2069 nucleotides long. NCBI's taxonomy places the organism in Eukaryota, Viridiplantae, Streptophyta, Magnoliopsida, Malpighiales, Linaceae. The record is from the annotation of a GenBank genome assembly.
CCCACGACGUAAUAAGAGCCAGGCAAUCAAAUACUGAAUCCCCUUUUUUGCUUUCUGCUUUGUGUUUUAGUUUCUCUUCUUCCUCUCCAUUGUUUUCUUCUCUCUUCUUUUGUAGUCUGUCCAAAAACAGAUAUGAUUAACGUAAAGACCUUGCUGUCCUGAGUUGUCAUCUAAAGCUCUAAUCACCCUCUCGACCUUCUUCUCUUCGUCGCUCUGUUACCACGUUUACUCUUUUGUGUUUGGCUUUGUCCCAUGCAAUUAAGGUUAAGCACACUUUCCAUCUCUGUGUAUCGCAACACAAACCCUUUCCUCCUUUCUUCUCCACUACUUUUGCCCCAUCUGAAUAACAACAACGAUUGAUUGAACAAUCGCUCUUCUCGCCUCGUACGGCCAUGGAGGUGGGUCGUCUUUAGUGCUCAACUCAGUCCCUCCCUUUCCCCUGCCUCUCGGCCUCCUUUGCAGGUGCCAAGACAGGUUCUUUGUUGUAGUUCUCUUAAGGAAGUGGAAUUGGGGAUCUUGGCACUUGUUGCUUUGCUGCUCAGGUUUUCCUGUGUUGAUCGAUGGGGAUAUCACGCGAUAAUCUUCAUGGACUUGUAUUGGCUGUUUCUUCUAGCGUUUUCAUUGGCUCCAGCUUCAUUGUCAAGAAGAAGGGCCUUAAGAAGGCUGGCGACUCUGGAACCAGGGCAGGUGAGGGAGGCUAUUCCUACUUGUAUGAACCAUGGUGGUGGGCUGGAAUGGUUACUAUGAUUUUGGGGGAGAUAGCUAAUUUUGCUGCUUAUGCAUUCGCCCCUGCGAUUCUGGUGACUCCCUUGGGAGCUUUAAGCAUUAUCUUCAGUGCAGUGCUAGCACAUUUCAUUCUGCAGGAAAAAUUGCACAUCUUUGGUGUACUUGGAUGUGUGCUCUGCGUUGUAGGUUCCACAACUAUAGUCCUCCACGCUCCACAGGAAAGAAAUAUUGAAUCUGUGAAAGAAGUAUGGCACCUUGCUACACAACCAGGUUUCCUAGUCUAUUCCGCCCUAGUUGUGAUUGCAGUUUCUGUUCUCAUUUUCUACUGUGUCCCACGAUAUGGCCAGACUCAUCUGAUAGUUUAUGUCGGGAUUUGCUCCCUCAUGGGUUCCCUCACGGUUAUGAGUGUGAAAGCUGUUAGCAUUGCUCUCAAGCUUUCAUUUUCUGGCAUGAACCAGUUUGUUUACUUUGAGACGUGGAUCUUCACCAUAAUCGUUAUUACUUGUUGUCUUCUUCAGAUCAACUACUUGAAUAAGGUAGCUUUCCUCUGGCCUUUUCCUAUUACUGUAAAUAUACAUUUACAUAUAGUUGUUGUCAAUGAUGCACUCACAAAAACAGUCUCUGAAGGCAUUGGACACCUUCAAUACGGCUGUCAUAUCUCCGGUCUACUAUGUCAUGUUCACCUCGUUUACCAUCCUUGCCAGCAUGAUAAUGUUUAAGGAUUGGGACUCGCAGAAUGCGUCACAAAUUGCUACAGAACUGUGCGGGUUCAUCACGAUCCUGUCUGGAACAUUUCUCUUACACAGAACUAAAGACAUGGGGAAUACUCCAAAACCAGAUGAAGAAGCACCUGUCUUUGGAGACACAAACAACAGAGCCCCAGAAACUGCUGCUUAGGAAAAUUGAUUACUGGAUUUCCAGGAUCAGGGUAAUUGGAUUUUGAUCUCUUUCAGUUGUACAGAACAAGUGGGUUGCACAGCAAACUGAUCAAAGACGUUAGGAAGGUGGCCCUGGUUUGGGACCAGCGAGAAACUUUAGAAAGCCAUACCUUUUCUUCUCCAUUUUCCCAGCUCUGAGAGUCUGUAAACAACUUCCUAGAUAAGGUGGAGAGCAAUCGGGGGGACCUUAGAUGAUGAUAUAAGAUUAGGUAUUUUAGUGAAGAGUUCUAUAAUUGUGAUUUCUAGUUCUGUUCUGUAAUUUCUGUUCAUUUCCCCCCAUCCAUGUAGAUUAGUGCAAUUUUUAUACAAGAGGACUUUUCAAUUCUGUUUUGAACUUUUGACUUAACCAUAAAAAACGCCAGUUUUUUUAAGUUGACAUUUGGUUCAAUAGUAGCCUUGAUCGAG